Molecule: messenger RNA, 2432 nt
Organism: Corapipo altera (White-ruffed manakin)
Lineage: Eukaryota; Metazoa; Chordata; Aves; Passeriformes; Pipridae
Product: guanylate cyclase soluble subunit beta-2-like
Exons: 16
Coding region: 41-2383 (780 amino acids)
Biological process (GO): cGMP biosynthetic process; response to oxygen levels
Cellular component (GO): guanylate cyclase complex, soluble
Molecular function (GO): heme binding; guanylate cyclase activity
Source: RefSeq, a predicted model, not a curated record
GAGAAGGGACCGGCGGCGGAGGGGCCGCGGCUGCGAAAGGAUGUAUGGAUUUAUAAACACAUGCCUGAAGUCUUUGGUGGUUGAAAAGUAUGGUGAAGAAACAUGGGAAAAAUUAAGACUGCAGGCUGGAGUCCAGGAUUCUUUCUUGACUUUUGAGGUUUACAAAGAUGAGAUCACAAUGCAGCUUGUCGACAAAGCCUGCAAAGUAUUAGGUGUUCCUGCUGACUUGGUUCUGAGAGAGUUUGGAAAGUAUUUCUUUGAAUUCUGUAAGCGCUCAGGCUAUGACCACAUGCUGAGGACACUGGGUGGAAAUCUCUAUGAGUUCAUAGAGAACCUGGAUGCAUUGCACAGCUACCUGUCCCUUUCUUACCAGGAAAUGAAUGCACCAUCUUUUAGAGUAGAAAAGAAUGAAGAUGGGUCAAUGCAUUUACACUACUAUUCAGACAGAAGAGGUCUGUGCCAUAUUGUACCAGGAAUCAUUGGUGCAGCAGCCCUGGAUUUUUUUAACAUUGAGAUUUCAAUGAAAAUAGUCAAUCAAACAGAAGAAGAGGAAAGAACUGGGAAAAAAGAACAUAUUGUUUUUCUUGUCACUCAAAACCCUGUAUUUCCAUGCAAGGAAAGAAAUGAAUUUGCUUCCUCACCUCAAUGUCUUGUUGACUCUGAAAAACAAAGUGAGAGCCAACUGAAUAAAGAGGACCUUGAAAAAGCCAAGAAUACAGCGGGAGACAGAGGAAAUUCUGUCUGUCCUGUUAAGAAAAGUCACUGGAAAACAUUAAGAGGAAUAAUCGCAUUAGGGAAAGGUAAGCUCCUGAGAGGAUUUGAUCCUGUUUAUCCCAAGAGCCUCUGGAUUGACACGAAAACAUUUUGCAAUGGACUUCCUUUCCAUAUGGUUUUUGACAAAGAGCUCAGAGUGAAGCAAGCUGGGGUGAGCAUUCAAAAGAUUGUACCUGGCGUUCAGACCAUGGGCAUCUCCUUGGAUCAGUACUUCAGGAUCGUUCACCCGGAAGUACCCUUCACCAUCUCCAGCAUUCAGAAAUUCAUCAACAGCCAAUUUGUUUUCCAAACUAGAAGAGAGAUGAUGCCAGAGUCAUGGAAACAACGACCAAUGCUAGAGCUGAGAGGGCAGAUGAUGUGGAUGGAGUCCCUACAGUGCAUGCUCUACCUCUGCUCACCUUUGCUUUGCACUUUGCACGAGCUGGAGGAGCGACAGAUGCACAUUGCAGACAUUGCACCUCACGAUGUGACCAGGGAUUUGAUUCUUCUCAAUCAGCAGCGGCUGGCAGAGAUGGAGCUCUCUAACCAGCUGGAGAGGAAGAAGGAGGAACUGCGGAUACUGUCAAAGCACCUGGAGGAAGAGAAGAAGAAGACUGAAGCUCUGCUCUAUGCUAUGCUUCCCCAGCACGUGGCCAACCAGCUGAAAGAGGGGAAGAGAGUUGAGGCAGGAGAGUUCCAGGAGUGCACUAUAUUGUUCAGUGAUGUCGUGACCUUUACCAACAUCUGUGCCCAAUGUGAGCCUAUUCAGAUAGUUCUCAUGUUAAAUUCGAUGUACCUGCGAUUUGACAGACUGACCACGGUGCAUGACGUGUACAAGGUGGAGACGAUUGGAGAUGCCUAUAUGGUGGUGGGUGGGGUCCCUGUGCCUGUUCCCACUCAUGCUGAGCGAGUUGCUAAUUUUGCCUUGGGGAUGAUAAUUGCAGCUAAAGGAGUACAGAACCCAGUUUCUGGAAAUCCUAUCCAAAUUCGAGUUGGGAUCCAUACAGGUCCUGUCUUGGCUGGAGUUGUUGGAGAAAAGAUGCCUCGUUACUGCUUGUUUGGAGACACAGUGAAUAUUGCUUCCCGGAUGGAGAGCCACGGUGUGCCCAGUAAAAUACAUCUGAGCUCCAGUGCCUAUCAGUGCCUAAAAUACAAGAAUUUCGAGAUUACUGAGAGAGGAGAAAUAGAAGUAAAAGGCAAAGGGAAAAUGCACACAUACUUCCUCAUUAGAAAUAAAACUGCAACUGAGAAUGAGAUUAUGGGAAGGCCAAUGAAAGACUUAGAUUCUGGCCAUGAAUCUGUUCAAUCUUUUCAAGAAGGCAGGACUGAAACAAUACCAAGUUCUCAUCAGCCAGUUACUCAGACUCAGCCAGAGAAGGACCAGACCCCAACUGUUGCAAUGAAGUAUGUUGAUGGCCCCACAGAUGCCCAAAACAGCCUCCAAAGAAGAAAUCAAAGGAAAAUUGCAGAUUUAACAGGCAAAACUUGUGAUUCCAAAAGCGAUGGGAGUCUCCAUGGCAACCAGCAUGCAGAUGAUGGUCCCCGUCCUCUAAACCAGGUUAGAGUCAAACCUGCUGCUGAAGAGCCACAGAACAGAAAUGUUCGCUCUAAUUUUUGCACUUUACUCUAAGUUUUUUAGUUUUACAUUAAACAGAAAAAAAUUAUUAUGAUUUUCUGCA